CCCUUGGGAUCUUUUAGGGGAUUUGGGGCUGAAGGAACAGCAGGGACUAUGCAAUAGGAGGACGGGCAGGGCCUGGGAGAAGAGUGGUAAGUGGUGUCUUUAUUCCUGAUACCGGCUACCGGCUACCGGGAGAUAGAGGCUGUCCGCGUGGGUAGUGGUUCUUUUGAUAUGCCCCAGGCACUGGGGCAAAAUGCUAACGGAGACUCCAGUUCUGGUUUCUGCGGCCAGCCCACGCCUCCUGCCUCAGCUUCACGCCACUCCCUCCUUGCCAAGUGGCUCUCGCUCCGGAGGCGGGACCGAGUUCUCCGGUGGCCCCGGGAGGCUUGGGGCUGCGAGCUCUGGGAGGUUGGGAGGGGAGAGAGAGAGAUCGGCGCUGACUGGGCAGCUCAGAGGAGGGGGACCCUUUAAUAGGCUCGCUCAGAGCCUGCUUUGCAGCGCUGCGAGUGGCUGCGAUUCGGAGAAGCCACCCGGGGCACCUCCCGCCAAGUUCUCCCGCGGCAAAUCUUCGUUCUUGCACUUGACAGCGAUUGUUCUUAAAGCUCCCCGGGAGCGCUUUCCUUGGAAAGGCACAGGUAGGAGGCGCGGGCUGCCCGGUGCACGCUUGCUGCUCUGCGAGGAGUCUCCCAGCCUGGGUUGGCUCUCUCUUUUUUGGGGGGUGGUGGUGAGGGGAGCUGCUGGCUGUCCCAGGGAGCGCUGGUGUGCCGGUGUGCGGCUGCAAGGAGACCGUGCCUGACGCCGGGGAGCCAGGACAAGCCCCUUCCCAGAGCGCGGCUGUGCGCGGCCCGGCGCCAUGCUUCUGCUGGGCGUCUUAGCGCUGGCUCUCCUCGGGCGACCUGCUGGCGGCUCCGAACCAGACUGGGAGGUGGUGGUCCCCAUCCGCCUGGACCCGGACAUCAACGGCCGCCACUACUACCGCAGGGGUCCCGAGGACUCCGGAGACCAGGGACUCAUUUUUCAGAUCACAGCGUUUCAGGAGGACUUUUACCUACACCUGACGCCGGAUGCUCAGUUUCUGGCUCCCGCCUUCGCCACCGAGUAUCUGGGUGUCCCGCUCCAGAGGCUCACCGGCAGCUCUCUGGAUCUGCGACGCUGUUUCUACUCGGGCGACGUGAACGCGGAGCCGGACUCGUUCGCAGCAGUGAGCCUGUGCGGGGGUCUCCACGGAGCCUUCGGCUAUCGGGGCGCAGAGUAUGUCAUUAGCCCGCUGCCCAACGCCAGCGCGCAGGCGGCGCAGCGCAACCGCCAGGGCGCACACCUCCUCCAGCGCAGGGGUGCCCCUGGCGGCCCUUCCGGAGACCCCACUUCUCGCUGCGGGGUGGCUUCAGGCUGGAACCCCUCCAUCCUGAGGGCCCUGGAUCCUUACAAGCCCGGGAGGACGGGUUUGGGGGAGAGUCACAGCCGGCGCAGGUCCGGACGCGCCAAGCGCUUCGUGUCAAUCCCACGGUACGUGGAGACGUUGGUGGUGGCGGACGAGUCCAUGGUCAAGUUCCACGGUGCGGACUUGGAACAUUAUCUGCUGACGUUGCUGGCCACGGCAGCUCGGCUCUACCGCCAUCCCAGCAUCCUCAACCCCAUCAACAUCGUCGUGGUCAAGGUGCUGCUUCUUGGAGACCGUGACUCCGGGCCUAAGGUCACAGGCAACGCGGCCAUGACUCUACGCAACUUCUGCGCCUGGCAAAAGAAGCUGAACAAAGUGAGCGACAAGCACCCUGAGUACUGGGACACGGCCAUCCUCUUCACCAGGCAGGAUCUGUGUGGGGCUACCACUUGUGACACCCUGGGCAUGGCCGAUGUGGGUACCAUGUGUGACCCCAAGAGAAGUUGCUCUGUCAUUGAGGAUGAUGGGCUCCCGUCAGCCUUCACCACUGCCCAUGAGCUGGGUCAUGUGUUCAAUAUGCCCCAUGACAACGUGAAAGUGUGCGAGGAGGUGUUUGGAAAGCUCCGAGCCAAUCACAUGAUGUCCCCCACUCUCAUCCAGAUCGACCGAGCCAACCCCUGGUCAGCCUGCAGCGCUGCCAUCAUCACUGACUUCCUCGACAGUGGGCAUGGCGACUGCCUUCUGGACCAGCCCAGCAAGCCCAUCUCCCUACCUGAGGACCUGCCGGGCACUAGCUACACCUUGAGCCAGCAAUGCGAGCUAGCCUUUGGUGUGGGCUCUAAACCCUGCCCAUACAUGCAGUACUGCACAAAGCUGUGGUGCACUGGCAAGGCCAAGGGACAGAUGGUAUGCCAAACUCGCCACUUCCCCUGGGCAGAUGGCACCAGCUGUGGUGAGGGCAAGUUCUGUCUCAAAGGGGCCUGUGUGGAAAGACACAAUCUCAACAAGUACCGGGUGGAUGGUUCCUGGGCCAAGUGGGAGCCCUAUGGUUCUUGUUCUCGCACCUGUGGUGGGGGUGUUCAGCUGGCCAGGAGACAGUGCAGCAAUCCCACCCCUGCCAAUGGGGGCAAAUACUGUGAGGGAGUGAGAGUCAAGUAUCGGUCUUGCAACCUGGAGCCCUGCCCUAACUCAGCUUCUGGCAAGAGCUUCCGGGAGGAGCAAUGUGAGGCUUUCAAUGGCUAUAACCACAGCACCAACCGCCUUACCCUGGCUGUGGCAUGGGUACCCAAGUAUUCAGGUGUGUCUCCCCGGGACAAGUGCAAGCUCAUCUGUCGAGCCAAUGGUACUGGCUACUUCUACGUGCUAGCACCCAAGGUGGUGGAUGGUACACUGUGCACUCCUGACUCUACCUCAGUGUGUGUUCAAGGCAAAUGCAUCAAAGCUGGCUGUGAUGGAAACCUGGGCUCCAAGAAGAAGUUUGACAAAUGUGGGGUGUGUGGUGGAGACAAUAAAAGCUGCAAGAGGGUGACAGGACUCUUUACCAAGCCCAUGCAUGGAUACAAUUUUGUAGUGUCCAUCCCUGCAGGAGCCUCGAGCAUAGAUAUCCGCCAGCGGGGCUACAAGGGACUUAUUGGGGAUGACAAUUACCUGGCCCUGAAGAACAGCCAAGGCAAGUACCUGCUCAAUGGGCACUUUGUGGUGUCGGCGGUGGAGCGGGACCUGGUGGUGAAGGGCAGCCUGCUUCGGUACAGCGGCACAGGCACAGCGGUGGAGAGCCUGCAGGCUUCUCGGCCCAUCCUGGAGCCGCUGACGGUGGAGGUCCUCUCCGUAGGCAAGAUGACACCACCCCGGGUCCGCUACUCAUUCUAUCUGCCCAAAGAGCCCCGGGAGGACAAGUCCUCUCACCCCAAGGACCCUCGAGGACCCUCGGUGCUGCACAACAGCGUCCUCAGCCUCUCGAAUCAAGUGGAGCAGUCAGAUGAAAGGGCCCACGCACGCUGGGUGGCAGGCAGCUGGGGGCCUUGCUCAGCAAGCUGUGGCAGUGGCCUGCAGAAGCGAUCGGUGGACUGUCGGGGUUCUCCAGGACAACUUGGGGUCUCUGCCUGUGAUACAGCCCAUCGGCCAGUAGAGGCACGAGCCUGCGGGGAGCCCUGCCCAACCUGGGAGCUUGGGACCUGGUCACCCUGCUCCAAGAGCUGUGGCCGUGGAUUUAAGAGGCGUCCUCUCAAGUGUGUGGGUCAUGGAGGCCGGUUGCUGGCCAGGGACCAGUGCAAUCUACGCCGCAAGCCCCAGGAACUGGACUUCUGCAUCUUGAGGCCCUGCUGAGUGGGACGGUCCCAUUCUUCCCCUCAUUCUCUGGCCGGCUGAUGUGCUGGUGCUCUGGCCAGCUGGAGCAGAGGACUGUAGGCAAGGCCUGUGCCCUGAUGCCACUUGCCUCCAGGACUAGGGCCAUGGGUUGGGGAGAGAGGUUCCCUUCUCCCUGGACUGGGCAGGGGGAAGACAAUGAGUGCACAGUCUACCUCAUGCCCUGCUCCUUUGGGGGACCCAGUUGCAAGGAGAGGCCACAAGGUGCGGGGCUGGGCAGAAGGUGCUGAGGGAGGCCAGUGUUGUAUGCCCCCACCCACCCCCAGGAAGAACUUCAGGGACCUCAACUCCCAAGGGAGGCCACAGGCUGCUGGAAGAGUCAUGGCCCAAUAGCAUGCCACCAUGAGGUGGCUCCAGGGAGCUCUCUGUGAGAUGUCUCUGAACCAGGCAGGGAUUUCACGGUGCUCUCAGUCCUCCUUCCUUUUCUGACAGACAUGGACUGAAUUAUAAAGUCUGCCCUUGGGAGUAGGCAGUAGCCAAGGGGAGAGUGAGCAUGGGUUGUGACUGGACUUGGGUCCCUUCCACUUGGGAAGAGGAGUCGACCACAAGUCCUAAGGUUCCUCAUCCUCCAUCGUAGCCUAUCCUGAAAGACCAGCCUCUUCUCUCCUCCCCCGAAGGCCAGAGUGUCAGACUGGCAGAGGGCCACCAAAGUGUUCUCUGAGGCUUUGCAGGCAGAUGAUCCACAUCUACAGAGCCCAUCUUCCCUAGGAGGGAGCUGGCCAAUGCAAACAGAUGCCAUCACUUAGAAAAUGCAGGGAAUGUAAGGAGAGAUCUAGAAGGCUCUGGCGACAUUGCAUUUGGGGUGGGAGUGCUGUGCUCUUGGGGUUGGAUUCAGGAAUACAUAUAAGGAAUACAUCUUCCUGAGAAGGAUGUAAGGCUGAUGCUGAAGACACUGCCUUGCUCUAGAGAACACCCAACAUGGCCAUAACCCUGGAAUAUACAGGCCUGGGGGUGGGAGGUGCUGAAUACCCAUGUGCCUCUAAGUAAGUAUUCAUUCCGACAGCUCCUGCUGUCUGUCUGCCAUGGGCACAUCAUAUUGCAUCUCCAGGUCUUUGCCUGUCCAGUUAAUAAAUGGGCCUCACUCUUUGCUACCUCAGAUUGUGCUCUCUGGAAACCCACCUUAUCUCUCUCCAGGGUCAGAAUUGAUCUGGUGCUUCCUCCACCCCCAGCCAUAGAGAAGAGCAUGUGGUACAUGCUUUCCACAGCCUGGCCACCUGCUACAGCUCCCAAUAGGAAGACAAGGGUCUCUCUCUUCAGGUUCUUUGGCUGCAGAUUUCAAGAGCACCAAAAAUCAGGGACCUGAUUGCAGCCACCAGUAGGAACUGCUAGAAACACACCUUUCUUGUAGGUGCUGGCAAGGGACUAGAAGCCCAGGUGUUUCUUACAGUGUCAAGUGAGGAAAUAUGUUGGAGUUAGAGAUCCUUUAGCUAGGCAGGGUAAUUUCUAAGGUGCAGAUGCCCAGGGGAUAUUCUACUUCAAAGUCUAGGUGAAAAGUUCAGGACCUCAGUGGAGAAUGUCAUUAAGGUAAGACCUGCAUGUAUUUUCCAUGAGAAGGGGGUUCAGUCUUUUUAUUUGAUUUUCCCUAAUAGUCAAACCCUUGGAAUGGUGUUCCAACCCUGUUCCCAUCUCAGGCUAAUGACCUUGGACAAGACUCCUGCAGGGGCUAGCUCUCUGAGACAGGGCUGCAGUCACCCUGGAAUGACAGAGUUAGGAAUCCAUCCUGCUUCUUGUACCUGUGAGCAUGGAGAGACUACAGAGACAAAAGGGCCCCAGGUCAGGGAGCCUUGCCAGACAAUGACAGCAACAAUCCAGUUCUUGGAGCCUUCUCUUCUAGCUGAAGAGAGGGUAUGCAGAGGCUGUGUGG
Messenger RNA from Perognathus longimembris pacificus (Pacific pocket mouse), 5546 nucleotides. RefSeq names its product ADAM metallopeptidase with thrombospondin type 1 motif 15 (gene Adamts15). The transcript has 8 exons. The record is from RefSeq and is a predicted model, not a curated record. Gene Ontology annotation, molecular function: metalloendopeptidase activity; zinc ion binding. Gene Ontology annotation, biological process: extracellular matrix organization; proteolysis. NCBI's taxonomy places the organism in Eukaryota, Metazoa, Chordata, Mammalia, Rodentia, Heteromyidae. Bases 791 to 3643 code for a protein of 950 amino acids.